AUGUAUUCCAUAUUGAUAGCAGCUCUACUCCUGUUACACGUACAUGCUAAUUUGGUUUUGAGACCGAGUUCAACGUCAUUAACAAGAGAUCAAUUCAAAUCAUUUGUCGCAUCAUGCACGGGUGAAUCAAACACUCGAGUUGUUGGAUGGCGAUCACCGCAACAACUUGAUGUACCUGAAAAUGAACAUGACCGUGUUACAGUUGAACGUCAAUCAAAUGAAAUACGAUUGAGAAUUCGAAAUUUAACUGCAGAUGAUCAAGGAAAUUGGGAAUGUAUUGGUGUCGAUGCUUCUAACCAACAAACUAGAAGAUCAUUUCAAUUGAAAAUAAAAAUCCCAAUUACGUUCUAUGGUGAUGCGAUUCAAUAUGCUGCACUUGGAGAAACAGUGACUAUUAGAUGUCAAGUUCAAGCUAAUCCAGCAGCUGAAAUUUCUUGGUUUAAAGGACCAGAAAAAGUCCGCAUAGAUGGAAUACAUCAUGUACGUGUUAAAGAAGGUUUACGUAUAAAUCGAGUGGAAAUGUCGGAUAAUGAAACGUUUUGUUGUCGUGCUGAUGUUCUUGAAACAGGCGAAACAAGAGAUUUUCCAAUAACAGUCAUCAUUUCAAAAUCUGUUACACAACCACGUAUAUCUUGUGCUAAUCCAUGUGCUAUUGAAAAGAAAACAGCAACACUUGUCUGUGAAGCAACAGGUUUACCACCACCGAAAUAUUCUUGGUAUUAUGGUUCGGCAGCCGAGUUAAGACCUGUAAAAGAUUCACCCGUUGGCGCAAGUGAAGUACCAAAAUUUGUCGUACGCGGUAAUCAAUUAACAAUAAAUUAUGUCGAUGAAACUGAUAAUGGAAAAUAUUCAUGCCAAGCUUAUAAUGAAUAUGAUAACAGAGGUCAACGUGCUGAAUACAAUUUAAAUGUUAUUGUUCCGCCACGUCUAUCAACAAUAGAACCUACUGAAAUAGAUCUUGAUGAACAUCAUCCACAACGUGUUUCGUUCAUGUGUCGAGUUGAACGUGGUUCGGCGGAAAGUCUUUCGUUAGAAUGGCAAUUUUUAAAUAGCACAGCAAUUCAAUCAGCAAAUGGAGUUCACAUCGAUAGAACACGUUUAGAAAGCGAUAAAGUGAUUGAAUUACUUUUUGAUCCUGUACAACGAGAACAUUUUGGAAACUAUUCAUGUUUAGCAAAGAAUCUUGCUGAUAGUUCUUAUUCAAUUGCCAGCCUUUAUAUUCGAUUUCAACCUGUUUUUGUUGGACCCAAUAUUCAAGUCGUUUCAACAAUACCAAAUUAUCGAGUAGUUAUGCGUUGUCAAUUCGAAUCUUAUCCACCACCACAAAUACGAUGGAUUAAAAUGAGUCGAACUGUACAAGAUCCUGAAGGACGAUUACUUGAUGUUGAUAUUGAUAAUGGUGUCAAUGAUAUAACAACUAAACAACUUGGAUCAACACUAUUCGAAAGUAUUCUUUCCUAUACACCAUCGGAACGUGAUUUUGGCUUAAGUUUUGAGUGUCGUGCAAUUAAUCCACGUAUUGGUCGACAUUCAUUUACACUUCAACGUGCUGAACCACCACAAAAAGUUCGCAUUGUCGAAAUUAAACCUUUAACAAAUGGCGUUGAUAUUAUCAUUCAACCACCUGAAAGUGGUGGCUUACCAUUGAUUGAAUAUACUGUUAAAUAUAGUGCUACUGAUAAAGCAGAUGAUCAACAAGAAACAUUAACUAUUCCAGCUCAAUCACCACCUGACGAUCAACAACAAACACAAGUAUUAAAAAUAGAAAAAAUUAAACCAAGUACUAGUUAUCGUUUUACACUUGUUGCUAAAUCUCGAGCUGGGGCUGGCCAACAAACAGGACCCGUACCAUUUCGAACACUGGAUAGGCAAGUACCAGAUUUUAGAAUCGUUAAAAAUGAUGAAAAUAAAAAUGAAACAUGCUCCAAUGAUCGAACUUGUCUAAUUAAAUGGAUUAUUGAAUCUGAUGGUGGUGCACCUAUUGUUCGUUCGGAAGUUUUAUAUGCUAAAGCUAAAGCUGAUAGUAGUUUCGAAGCUGAAGGAGCAUUCAGUAUACCAAUAUCAAUCGAUGCAUCAGCAUCGGAAUAUGAAAUCGCGCAAUUGAAACCAUCAACUAAUUAUAUUGUCAUUGUUAAAUUAUAUAAUGACGCAGGUGCUGCCGAACAAAAACUUCGAAUAACAACAUUAAGUGAAAGAGAUAGUAAAUCUUCAGGAAUGAGUCCUUUGAUAACAAAUUACCGAAGAAAUCAACCAAGCAAAUGGGUUAUUCUUGGCAUCAUAUUUGGUAUUAUCCUUUUUGCCGUUGUAUUCGUUGCUGCUUGCGUUUUAUUACGUGUUCAUCGAUUAAGUGGAAAACACAAAACAACUGAUUCUACUACAAAGAAAAAAGCUAAACAAGAUAAUCAAACGACACCAAUGAUGAAAGCAAGUACUGGUGAAAAUUCAGAUCAGCCUGAUUAUAAAAAUGGUCAUUCGUCGAAAAAGUCAAAAAAGAAAUCAAAAGCUAAUAAAAUUGAGUUGCUAGACGACGAAGUAUGUGUACAAAGAUAA
Molecule: messenger RNA, 2550 nt
Organism: Rotaria socialis
Lineage: Eukaryota; Metazoa; Rotifera; Eurotatoria; Philodinida; Philodinidae
Source: the annotation of a GenBank genome assembly